GUCUCCUCAGUACACACGUUCCCUGCCGCUCGCUCUCUCUAUCAUCCUCCCUCCCUCUCUACACCGCCGCACACAUCUUAAUUUCUCCCCCAUUGCCAUUGCGUUCGUCCCACUUGCUGCGGGUUCUUCCUCCCUGAACAACCGCCGCCGCCAUUCCUGCAGUUUUCCUCGCCCUGCCCACUCAAUCUUCCAAGAAAACCAACCCGGGAUCCCAGAAAAGCUGCGACCUUUUGCACGGUUCCCAGCCCGGAACCCGCAACCGCAAGAGCGCCUUUAAUCCCGUGAUUUCCGAGGCUCCUGUACCAAAGAGAAAAGCCUAGCCUCGAAUCUUUCCUUGGAUUCAAUUCGGUUCUUGGGAACAGCACGCAGCUGCCUUCAGUUGGUGGUGCCGGGAAGCAAUGGGGAGGAAGUGGCACGCCGUGGCCGCGCUCGGCGUCGCGUUCGCGGCGACGGCCGCCGCCGUGGCCGCCGAUCGGGGCCUGUCCCUGGUCGGCGCCGCGGUGGCGCCGGAGGAGGAGAUGGGCCUCCUGAAGAAGGUCGCCAAUCUGUUGUGGAAGAGCGGUGCCAACACGUACCAACACGUUUGGCCGCCUAUGCAAUUCAGUUGGCAAAUUGUGCUGGGAACACUGAUCGGAUUCUUCGGUGCGGCAUUUGGGAGUGUUGGCGGCGUUGGUGGCGGUGGGAUCUUUGUGCCGAUGCUGACACUCAUCAUUGGAUUUGAUCCUAAGUCAUCGACUGCGAUAUCAAAGUGUAUGAUUAUGGGAGCGUCUGUUUCAACUGUUUACUAUAAUCUCAAACUGAAACAUCCAACUUUGGACAUGCCGGUGAUCGAUUAUGAUCUAGCUGUCCUCAUCCAGCCUAUGCUAAUGCUUGGCAUCAGCAUUGGUGUUAUUUUCAAUGUUAUAUUCCCUGACUGGCUGGUCACAGUUCUCCUGAUAAUCCUUUUCCUAGGCACAUCUACUAAAGCCUUCCUGAAGGGCAUUGAAACAUGGAAGAAAGAGACAAUAAUCCAAAGGGAGGCUGCAAAACGAUUGGAGCAAACUGCAGGUGAGGAAGUAGAGUAUGCACCACUUCCUACUGGACCAAGUGCAGCAGGUGGAACAAAAGCCCCCCCAUCAGAUGAGGCGGCAUCAAUCAUGCAGAACAUCCAGUGGAAGGAGUUCGGUCUUCUUUCAUUUGUGUGGGUGGCAUUCCUUGUUCUUCAGGUCACAAAGAAUUACACUGCUACUUGCUCCCCAUGGUACUGGGUCUUGAACCUUCUCCAGGUCCCAGUGUCAGUAGGAGUGACAAUGUAUGAAGGGCUUGGGCUGAUGAGUGGGAAGAGGGUCCUAUCAUCAAAGGGAAGUGAACAAAGUACCCUGAAACUUCAUCAGAUAUUCAUAUACGGUUUCUUCGGUAUCGCUGCUGGACUUGUUGGUGGUCUGCUAGGUCUUGGAGGUGGCUUCAUUAUGGGGCCACUGUUCUUGGAGCUCGGCAUCCCUCCCCAGGUUUCAAGUGCUACAGCCACCUUUGCGAUGAUGUUCUCAUCUUCCAUGUCAGUUGUUGAAUACUAUCUCUUGAACCGGUUUCCGGUGCCUUAUGCUGUUUAUUUCGUUAUUGUGGCAUUCAUUGCUGCCAUCAUCGGCCAGCAUGUGGUGAGGAGGUUGAUUAACUGGUUAGGGCGGGCAUCGCUUAUCAUCUUCAUAUUGGCUUUCAUGAUCUUCGUCAGCGCAAUCUCUCUUGGUGGGGUCGGCAUCUCAAACAUGGUUUACAAGAUUGCGCAACAUGAGUACAUGGGCUUCCAGGACCUUUGCAAGUACGAUGCAUAGGAAGCGAAAAUGGAUUUGAUUCAAGAACCAAAGGGUUGGAUGAUUCGAUUUUCAGGGCAGGUGACUGAAGAGAUUCUAGUUGUGCCACAGCUCCAAAGGGUGGCAAGCUCAAUAGAUUGUAAUCAGAUGAAUUUUGGAGCAUGUUUGUAGUGGUUUCUGAUUUCCAGUUUAUGUCAACUCAGUGUGUAUCAUUCUUACUUUGUAAGAAUUUUCCUAUCUACUGUGGAGCUGCCUUUCUGCCAGCAUAUAAUGUCGUCAGUUCAUCACUCA
Molecule: messenger RNA, 2078 nt
Organism: Panicum hallii
Lineage: Eukaryota; Viridiplantae; Streptophyta; Magnoliopsida; Poales; Poaceae
Product: sulfite exporter TauE/SafE family protein 3-like
Exons: 12
Coding region: 399-1808 (469 amino acids)
Biological process (GO): protein ubiquitination
Cellular component (GO): membrane; Cul4A-RING E3 ubiquitin ligase complex
Source: RefSeq, a predicted model, not a curated record